Messenger RNA from Xenopus tropicalis (tropical clawed frog), 2638 nucleotides. Its product is annotated as 17-beta-hydroxysteroid dehydrogenase type 6. NCBI's taxonomy places the organism in Eukaryota, Metazoa, Chordata, Amphibia, Anura, Pipidae. The record is from RefSeq and is a predicted model, not a curated record. The coding region runs from base 485 to 1447 and encodes 320 amino acids. The transcript has 5 exons.
ACUUCUUCAAGAAAAAAACACAAGUCCAGUUGAUUUGACUUAUUAUUACGGAUAUACUACUGUAGGGCUUCUAAAGCAAACUUUUACCAGAUUUUCCUUAUCUUGUCACAAGAAAACAAAAGUUUUAGCCAAAACGAUGUUACUCAGUGUAUUCAUUACACUAUAUUACAGUUGGCAGGCUAGGCUAUGAACUAUUCUCCCCACACCCCCAGGCCCCUUAGUCAUGACACAACAGUUCUUUUGUGUUGCUUUGUGUUCAUUGUAGCAUCUUUGCCAGCGCUGAGUGUAAGCUUCCUUACUAAUGUAUCUCUCACAUGCAAUACACAUCUGGAAUGUUUCAUUAAGGCGGGCUCAGGAAUGCUGCCGCAAUUGCCGAGAAGUAGUUGUAUCAUUUCUUCCUCAAGUUUAUUCUGUAAGUUGCCGCCCAGACAGAUGCAAGAUCGUAUAGUCCAGCAGUUCUGAACUUACAGCUCCUGCCCACAAAAUGUGGCUCCUUCUGCUGGUGCUUUUGGCUUUUGCCAUUCUGUACAGGUGGAACAGACAAAGGAAGAUGCUAAAGAAUCUCGCUGAUAAAUAUGUGCUGAUCACCGGCUGUGACUCUGGGUUUGGAAACCAUUUAGCAAAGAGUCUGGACAAACAGGGGAUGCAGGUACUUGCGGCCUGUCUGACUAACACAGGAGCUGAGGCCCUUAAGAAGGAAGCAUCAAGUAGACUGCAGACAGUGAUACUAGAUGUUACAGACAGCCAAAGUGUCAAAUCUGCUGUUCUGUGGGUCACUGGAAUAGUAGGAGAUACAGGUCUCUGGGGAUUGGUAAACAAUGCUGGCACUACAAUUCCAUCAGCUCCAAAUGAAUGGUUGACAAAGGAGGAUUUUUGGAAAGUUCUUAAUGUAAAUCUGCUGGGUACCAUUGAUGUGACACUGGCUUUGCUACCGUUAAUCAGAAAAUCAAGGGGGCGAAUCAUCAACAUGUCUAGUGUCAUGGGUAGAUUAGCUUUUAUCGGAGGCGGAUACAGCAUCUCCAGACAUGGGGUAGAAGCAUUUUCUGAUUCCUUAAGACGUGAACUUCAACCCUUUGGCGUCAGAGUUUCUGUCAUUGAACCUACAACUUACAGAACACCAGCUACAGACCUAAAAGCAACCCUAGAGAGCAUCCAUGCUAUUUGGAACAAAUGCCCCAAACACAUACAGACCAGCUAUGGGCAGCAGUAUUUCUUGGACUACUGUAAAAUAAUCAGGCACAAAUUAUCUAAGUGCAACCCUCACGUGUCCCAGGUCACGGACUGCAUGGAACACGCACUGACUGCAGUAUAUCCAUGGACCCGCUAUUCCGCAGGAUGGAAAACUAAGCUUUUUUACCUCCCGUUAUCCUACUUCCCUACAGUUGUAUCUGACUACCUGCUGAGGCACUCUUUUUCUAGGCCAAAAUUUUCUGACUCUAUAAAUUAAUCAAUUACAAAAAUAUGUACAUUGUUCAAUUCAAAAGUGAGAAAAAUAUUUUUUGUGAUUGUUGUGAGCCUGCGAGAAAUAUGGGGAGCAAUUUAAGCAUAAAAAGGUCCUAAAAAAGGGCUAUUAUUAUCUAUUUUGUACCCCCUAUAUGGACUGGCAGUCUAUCGCUUAGUUUUUAUACAACCAAAACAAGCCAAGAUUAAAAAAAAUAAGCACCUGCUUUGAGGCCACUGGGAGCAACAUCCAAUUGAGGAGCACCAUGUUGCUCACAAGCCACUGUUUUUGGCCUUAAAAGGCAGUAGCACAUAGGGAAAUUAGUCCCACAUGAUAAAUCCUCACUAUUGCGGGUGACUUAUCUUCCCAAAAUAAAAUACCAUCCCACCGGCAAGAAUAUAAAUCGCCGGUGGGUUGGCAUAUUCGUUGUUUCAGGUUUCCUGAAGUUUCCUUAAGAGGCAACUUUGGGCAACGUCAGAAAACCGAAGUGAUGCGUAUGCCCACCCACCAGCGCUUUACAUUCUUGCCGGUGGGAUGGCAUUUUCGGGAGAUUAUUUGCCCGCAUUAGUGAAAAUCUCAGGCGACUAAUCUCACUGUGUGCCACUGCCCUAAAUGUUCUCAGUUGGCACUAAGAUUUUGUGUUAAGUCACAGUACAACAACACAGUUCCCUUGUUCACUGGAAACUAAUGUCAGCAAUUGCUGUAAAUCUUGCAACCAAUCUCUAGUGUCAGAGGCUGAGAAGAUUGCUAUCUUUGCUAUCAGACUGAUAACAUGUGGUUACCGGUUCUUAUGUAGUGUUGUAGGUACCAAACAGGCUCUCAUGAAGGCAAAAUACAUGGUGGGAAUCCAUGAAAUAUGUACAAGUAAUCUUGGGUACUCAACAACCAUGCAGUUUCAGUGCCCUUGUUUUUGGUAAUUGUUUUCCCUGUUUCUUCUCUCAGCUUUUUAAGAUCUGUUCUCCUUCCACACAUGGAUAGUAUCAGUUCAUUGUCCCACAAUACAUACCUUGUCUGGGACCUCCACUAUCAGUUUCCUUGUGAAGACAGUUAUAGAACAUACAAUUUAACAAAUCUACUUCCUACGGCUGCCAUGAAAAACCCCUUUGUCCUGCAGUGGCCCCCAUACUGAUAAUAUUAUUUGCAUCUACUGUAUCUUAAUGAACUCUUGAAUAAAGGGUGUAGUAUACUUGUACCAUC